Molecule: messenger RNA, 3401 nt
Organism: Castor canadensis (American beaver)
Lineage: Eukaryota; Metazoa; Chordata; Mammalia; Rodentia; Castoridae
Gene: Rbm27
Product: RNA binding motif protein 27
Cellular component (GO): nucleus
Molecular function (GO): metal ion binding; RNA binding
Source: RefSeq, a predicted model, not a curated record
UAAGGGAGCACAUGUAAUUUGUGCAAACCUGACAUUUUGUGAUUGGGGGGUAUGUGUGUGUGACAGCCUUCUUAUGUGCGUAACUCAUUGGAUACAUGAUUCUGUGUGAGUAAUAACUCAGGGCUCCUUUUUCUAAUAAUUUGAUAUGGUUGAUCAGCUUUGGGUAAAAUUAGCACAUAGUUAAUUCAUUUAAGAUUCUAAGAGAUAGAGAUGAUACAGUGCUACUUAAUUCUUAGUUUCUUUACACUUCAGUGCAUCCUAACCAGUUUUGUGCCUGUGCUUUCUUGAGUUAGAAUCUCAGUAACAUCUUUCUCAGCUACUAUUCCUGAUGGUGUAAUUUCUUUUCUUGGCUCAAAGUCUCAGGAAGUACCUCAUUAUCUAAGAGAAGCUUGUGACUCUCAAUCCUAGCUGCCCUCCUAUUCUUUCCUCUGUAGGACAGCCCAUGUACUCUCGUGAACAUGGUGCUGCUGCAUCCGAGCGACUUCAGUUGGGGACACCGCCUCCUCUGUUGGCAGCUCGUUUGGUGCCACCUCGCAACCUCAUGGGAUCCUCCAUUGGGUAUCAUACCUCAGUCUCCAGCCCCACCCCUCUGGUCCCAGAUACAUAUGAACCAGAUGGUUAUAACCCAGAAGCUCCUAGUAUCACCAGUUCUGGUAGAUCACAGUACAGACAGUUCUUUUCAAGAACACAGACACAGCGUCCCAACCUCAUUGGCCUAACAUCUGGAGAUAUGGAUACAAAUCCAAGAGCUGCUAAUAUUGUCAUCCAGACUGAACCACCAGUUCCUGUUUCAAUUAAUAGCAACAUAACCAGAGUGGUUCUUGAACCAGACAGCCGAAAAAGAGCUAUGAGUUUGGAAGGUCCACUUACAAAGAAACCGUGGCUGGGAAAGCAAGGGAAUAACAAUCAGAGUAAGCCAGGAUUCUUGCGGAAGAAUCAGUAUACAAACACCAAAUUAGAAGUCAAGAAAAUCCCUCAGGAAUUGAACAACAUUACCAAGCUCAAUGAACACUUCAGCAAAUUUGGAACUAUUGUUAAUAUACAGGUUGCUUUUAAGGGUGAUCCAGAAGCUGCCCUCAUCCAAUACCUUACCAAUGAGGAGGCCAGGAAAGCCAUUUCUAGCACAGAAGCAGUUCUAAACAACCGAUUCAUCCGAGUCCUGUGGCAUAGGGAAAACAAUGAACAACCAGCACUACAAUCCCCAACGCAGUUGCUUCUGCAACAGCAGCAAACAAUGAGUCACCUCUCACAGCAGCACCAUCACCUUCCACAGCAUCUUCAUCCGCAGCAGGUGAUGGUGACCCAGUCUCCUCCAUCAUCAGUACAUGGAGGCAUCCAGAAGAUGAUGGGAAAACCACAGACACCAGGUGCAUAUGUUCUUAACAAAGUUCCUGUUAAACAUCGUCUUGGACAUGCAAGUGGUAACCAGAGUGAUGUGUCACACUUGUUGAAUCAGUCUGGUGGUGCUGGGGAGGAUUGCCAGAUAUUUUCAACUCCAGGUCAUCCAAAAACAAUUUACAGCUCCUCAAACUUAAAGACGCCUUCAAAACUUUGUCCAGGGUCUAAAUCUCAUGAUGUUCAAGAAGUUCUUAAAAAAAAACAGGAAGCAAUGAAGCUACAACAAGAUAUGAGGAAAAAGAGACAAGAAGUGUUAGAAAAACAAAUAGAAUGCCAAAAGAUGCUGAUAUCCAAGCUAGAAAAAAACAAAAACAUGAAACCAGAGGAAAGAGCAAAUAUAAUGAAGACUUUGAAAGAACUUGGAGAAAAGAUCUCACAAUUAAAAGAUGAACUAAAAACAUCUUCUACAGUUUCAACACCAUCCAAAGUGAAGACAAAAACAGAGGCCCAGAAAGAGUUAUUAGAUACCGAACUAGACCUCCACAAGAGGCUGUCCUCAGGAGAAGACACAACAGAGUUAAGGAAGAAACUCAAUCAGUUACAGGUUGAGGCUGCAAGAUUAGGUAUUUUACCUGUGGGGCGAGGAAAGACCAUGUCCUCUCAAGGUCGAGGAAGAGGCCGAGGCCGUGGAGGAAGAGGGAGGGGCUCACUAAAUCAUAUGGUGGUGGACCACCGCCCCAAAGCACUAACAGUUGGGGGAUUCAUUGAGGAGGAAAAGGAUGAAUUACUUCAGCAUUUCUCAGCUGCAAAUCAAGGGUCAAAAUUCAAAGACCGUCGGCUACAAAUAUCAUGGCACAAGCCCAAGGUACCGUCUGUAUCCACUGAGACUGAGGAAGAAGAAGUCAAAGAGGAGGAAACAGAAACCUCAGAUUUGUUCUUGCACGAUGAUGACGAUGAAGAUGAAGAUGAAUAUGAGUCUCGUUCAUGGAGGAGAUGAAAUCUGAUGCAAGCUGUAUAAUUUUUAGGAAUAUUGUUUAGAAGAACAACUUUUUAAAAUUAUUUAAAGAAGUCAAUGAGCCAAAAAGAUUUUUUUAUUUUUCUUUUCAACACAGUAGGUUUAAGGACAGCAAGUUUGCUAUUUAAAGGCAUCUCAUAAUUGUACAUUGUACUAAAAGCACCAAAGGCCUAGUGACUCUUCCACAGUGGUGAAGAUCCGCAGGAAUGACAAGGGUAAUCUCUAGAGCCUUAUUUUCCACACCACUUGUUCUUGUUGUAUUGGUGUUGGAUUAUGAUGUAAAUGACAGGGUGUUCAGAAAUUUUAUUUUGGAUUAUAAUCUGCUGAUAAAAUUUCAUUAAAUGUCAAAAUCGCCUGGAAUCUCUUAACUCUCAGCUAUUAUGGAUGGGUCGUCAGACAGUAGGAGGUAUUUGUAAUUAAAAUACCCUUUUGCUUUCAAGAGUUGUCUUGAAAGAAAAGUAAUUUUAAUUUUUUUCUUUUUUUUACUGUGGAGGAGCCCAAUUUACUUCAAUCUUAAGUUCUUUUUUCCAUAGUUUUUAUGUAUAAUAAUACUAUUUCAGCAAAAUUCACAAUAAAUUCUGCAUUCAUAAAUGCUAUAAAGCAAUGGUAGCCAGCUCAGUGGUAUUUCCAUCCUCUCAUUAGCUCAUGGACGUACCCUGCUGCUCGUCUUUCUUUGCUUUGAUACUUAGCGAGCUUUGGUUUAGUUAGUCCUCUUUUUUUUUUUUUCUUCAAAACCUGAACAUGCAAAAGGUGUUUACUUAAUGCCCCUUUUCACCUUUCCUUUUCCUCCUCAUCCCUUUUUACUAGGAGCCUGACUUACUGAGAUAAGUGCUUCAGUUGGGCCUUUAAGAGUCAGUACCCAAUAAAAGGUUUAAACCUGCACCUUGAUAAAUAAGUGAUGUUUUGAUAAAAAUAAAGGAAAGAUUUUAGGGGGAAGAGUCACUGACUUCCCCCUCCCCCAUCUUCUGAAGCUUCAGUUUAGUUAUAGUUCUACAAAAGGGUUAAAAAGUAUCUGAAAUUCUUUUCCUAAAUUGAAAAGAUGGGGAGG